Messenger RNA from Salvelinus fontinalis (brook trout), 7327 nucleotides. RefSeq lists its product as uncharacterized. The transcript is spliced from 3 exons. The coding region runs from base 4539 to 6047 and encodes 502 amino acids. The record is from RefSeq and is a predicted model, not a curated record. NCBI's taxonomy places the organism in Eukaryota, Metazoa, Chordata, Actinopteri, Salmoniformes, Salmonidae.
AGUGACAUGUUGGACACAGUGACAUAUUGGACACUUUUACAUGUUGGACACAGUGACAUGUUGGACACAGUGACAUGUUGGACACAGUGACAUAUUGUUGGCAACAGCAAGUAUAUGCUUUAUUAUUAACUGGAGACUGUCUGACUGUCUGUCUGCCUGUCUGCCCGUCUGUAUGGCUCUAUGUCUCUCUGUCUGGCUGUCUGGCUGUCUGUCCCUCUGUCUGUCUUUCUCUCUGUCUGUCUGCCUGGUCUCCAGAGCUGUUCCAAGUGCCAGAGAGUGGGCGCUUCCAUCAGCUGCUGCUGGAAAGGCUGCCCUCACAAAUACCACUACAUCUGCGCCAAGGAGAUAGGCUGCAUGUUCCAAGACGACAACUUUUCACUGAAAUGUCCGAAACACGAGGCUUUGUAAAAUAGAGCACUACCCAGCCCCAGUGAGCAUCACCUAUGCAGUACGACAGACAGACAGAUAGGACAUCCCCCCACCCAAACCUGAUGAUGAUGAGUCAUGAUGAGACGUUAUGACGGACAGACGCAUCGGCCAAUGGGGAUGGCUGGGGAUCCUCUGAGGCACCACCGAUGGCAGCAAUACAGACACUAGACAGCAGGUCCCUCAGAGCAACCCCCGUAACCCCUGGCAACGGCACUGCUAUAUCUCAGCCACCCCUGAUAACCAGACAGAGAGAGAGACUGCAUUGUCUGUCUGAUAGACAGUCUCCUUCACGGACAGACGGACUGCGGUGUUUUGAGAGAGUCUUUCACAGCCCUGUCUGUCUGUGUCUGGAGUCUAGACACCUGGCAGCCAUGGUUACUUAGAGACCACCCCUCCAGAGAGAGUGGGGGAGAGAGAAGGGGCGAGACAGGGAGCUGUUUUAAAUUCACGCUGCACUGUUCUGCCUCUGGAACGGUCGCUAUCAUUUUUAGACACCUGGUGGAUUGCGAUUGGCCAGAAUAGGCCCCCUCCGGCUAUGCUGUCCGAGUUCCAGGUCGCGGUGUGUGUGUGACAUCAACUGUGUGUGUGCUUGUACAAGGAAGGGAACGAGCGUGUUCCAAUUCAAGAUGUCAUGCGUCAAAAGAAGCCGCCCCUCCCCUGGAUGUAUCUCGAUGUGCGCUUAAGUGUUAUAAAAAUUGUACAUUGCGUGCUUUAACAGAUUCUAAAUAUGAUUCUGAUAUUGACAGAAAGAAAAAAUAACGGUAUUUUAAUAUAACGCUCUUCUUCCGGUAUGUAUUUUGAUGUGCAUAUUACGGCUAUACGACACCAUUGAGUCAGCGUUGGUAUCUGUCCCGCUUUGUGUUCAAUUAAACAUUUUUAUAAAAAUCUAGGUUUCAAUAUUCACACUAGCGUACUACUUAGAAUGCAUGCCUUAUACAUUGCUUCAUUCUAAGUGGGCAGUGUGCUAAUUUGGAUAUUGGGGGGAGUCAAAACUCUGGGGGUCACCGAGUCGAAGUUCAGCCGUGUGCUCAUACAACAUGAUGUACAGUAGACGCCACAUCAUCACCAUAAAGGUUAAAGGUCAGGGCUUAGGGCCCGGCCCGCAUCAUCUCACACGUCAUGUCAUCUCAUCUCACCACAGUUCUUCCUCAAUAUCUCUGUCCAUCAUCUCCAUCACCAAAGGCUGCUGGCUCCAUAAAAAUGAACAAGGAUUCGACUCCAAUAAAUUCUUAGUCCUACACGACUUGAGUUCUCAGCACCAUAGAGCUGAAUCAACCGUACAGAGACUCAAAUAUGUCAUAAUAUGGACACCGUACAUUAACACAGUCCUCCCCAUUAAAUGGGGAACCGUGACUGUUGUACGGUGUCCAUAUUCGGACUGUUUCAGUUUUCUGACUCCACAUCAAGUGUGUCUCUCUCAUUCCUUUUUCUGUAUGUGGCACUCAGAGUAGCGUAGCCUGUUCCCCUUACUGCAGCAUUCUCACACACACAGACAGCCUCUUUAGGGUGUAGUGUACAGUACUUCAGUACUACUUUAGGGUGUAGUGUACAGUACUUCAGUACUACUUUAGGAUAUAGUGUACAGUACUUUAGUACUUCAUAUCAGUGGACACAUACAGUGUUAGGGCGUACAGUACAGACAAGAGCAAAGCAUCCCACCACAAACCUCUUCUUCUGAUUCUUGAUUAUGAUGCUCUCAUUAUUUAAUGGUGUAUAUAAGUAUUUGACGCGGUUUAAAUGUAAGAUGUGAUGUACUAAUAUAAUUGUGUAUAGUAUUUCCUAGAGAUGUUUAUUUUCUAUAAAAUGAAUAUGUUAUUGCUUAUAAAAAUGUUAUUAAAAGAAUCCAUUAAAAAAAGAGACUUUUGGGAAUGUCACUCGUUCUAAGUUGAGCAUGCAGUUUUUUUUAUUGUUCAUGUUUUCAUUGUUUGAAUCGAUGACACCACAGCAUCAAUUUGUGUGAAAUGUUUUUGUAACGCCAAUGUCAAAUAUACCAGCACCUUUCAAUGCUGCCCAGACCAAGGACUGUUCUUUUUUGUCAUCUUCUUCCAAAUCUGCACUGACACACAGACACACAUUGGUGAUCAUUAAUGACAGACUGUGAGGACAGAAAUACAGAUGUAAGAAUAGACAUGUCAUGACACACAAAGGUGCACACACACACACAGUACACACACCAAGGCUAUUAUAGUUUAGGUUUUUUGUAGUCAUGUACAUUUCUAGAAUUUUGCUUUCUAUUUUAAAUUCUGUUUAGUUUCAGUUCAUUUUCAGACCUGACUUGCUAGUUAUUAUUUACUUUUAGUUGUAUCGACAUAUUUCUAUUCGUUGUUAUAUGAUUUAGUUUCAGUUUCAGUGUUAAGGACAGAAAGCAUGCAUUGGAUCAGCAGUAGUACAUAAGGUCAUGGGUCAGGUCAUAAGUUAGGUUCGGUUUCUAAGUCAAUCUCAAUGUGAAGAAAAAGAAAUUGCGCUGAGACUGGUGCAAAAAAUAUGUUGUAAACACACUAAACCAUGUUUACACCAAUCCAAUGCUUUUUAACUUUAGUAGUACAUGUAAGAAUAAUGACAUGUUUCCCUGUUAGCUAGUGAUAGCUACACUGUAAAGGGCUUGCUGUGAAUUUGACAGUAACUUACAGGCAGCAAAGUGGCAAGUAAGUUACUGUAUUUCAUAUUGCAGUACUGUCACGCCCUGACCAUAGAGAGCCUUUUUAUUCUCUAUUUUGGUUAGGUCGGGGUGUGACUAGGAUGGGUGAUCUAGUGCAUUUAUUUCUAUCUUGGCCUGGUAUGGUUCCCAAUCAGAGGCAGCUGUUUAUCGUUGUCUCUGAUUGGGGAUCAUAUUUAGGCAGCCAUUUUCCCACUGUGUUUUGUGGGAUCUUGUUUCUGUGUAGUUGCCUGUGAGCACUGCUUGAGCUUCACGUAUCGUCUAUUCUUCUUUGUUGUUUUUGUGAGUUUCAUUUGAUUAAACAUGUGGAACUCUACGUACGCUGCGCCUUGGUACGUUAAUUCAUUAGACGAUCGUGACAGAAGAUCCCACCACAACAGGACCAAGCAGCGUGCCCGGGAAGAGAAGGUAUCCUGGGCUUGGGAGGAGAUAAAGGAGGAGAAGACAUCCCGGACUUGGGAGGAAAUUAUGGCUGGAGACAAAAGCCUUCCAUGGAAGCAGACGCAGGGAGAGAAGGGAGGACAGCGACGACGCCGGGGUUCGCGGCCACAGAGUAAGCCCAAAAGACAGCCCAAUUUUUGGGGGGGAGGCACACGGGGUGGUCGGCGGAGGCAAGGAAUGAGCCAGAGACCGUCGGGAGUCGAAGGAGGAACUCGAUGAAAGAUUCCGGAGAGAGGUGGUGGCAAUGAGAGUGCUGCAGCGUGGGCGUGCUGAGGAGCGUAACACCAGACCGGUGUCAUCUGGACCGGUUUCACGCAUCUGGCCUCCAGUGCGUCUCCCCAGUCCGGUACUUCCUGUGUUUCCUCCACGUACUCGCCCUGAAGUGUGUGUCACCGUUCCGGUACAAUUUGUGCCGGCCCUACGCACCAGGUCUCCAGUGCGCCUCCACAGCCCAGUACGUCCUGCGCCAGCUCCCCGCACUCGCCGUGCGGAGUGUGUCAUCGUUCCGGGCACCAUCUGUGCCAGCUCUAUUCACCAGGUCUCCAGUGCGCCUCCACAGCCCAGUACGUUCUGUGCCUCUGUAACGGAUGUGAAAUGGCUAGCUAGUUAGCGGGUACGCGCUACUAGCGUUUCAAUCAGUUACGUCACUUGCUCUGAAACCUACAAGUAGUGUUGCCUCUUGCUCUGCAAGGGCCGCGGCCUUUGUGGAGCGAUGGGUAACGAUGCUUCGUGGGUGACUGUUGUCGAUGUGUGCAGAGGGUCCCUGGUUCGUGCCCGGGUCGUGGCGAGGGGACGACGUAAAGUUAUACUGUUACACUGAUGCUGUUGACCCGGAUCACUGGUUGCUGCGGAAAAGGAGGAGGUUGAAAGGGGGGUGAGUGUAACGGAUGUGAAAUGGCUAGCUAGUUAGCGGGUACGCGCUACUAGCGUUUCAAUCAGUUACGUCACUUGCUCUGAAACCUACAAGUAGUGUUGCCUCUUGCUCUGCAAGGGCCGCGGCUUUUGUGGAGCGAUGGGUAACGACGCUUCGUGGGUGUCAGUUGUUGAUGUGUGCAGAGGGUCCCUGGUUCGCGCCCGUGUCGGGGCGAGGGGACGGUUUAAAGUUAUACUGUUACACCUCCUCCUCGCACUCUCCCUGAAGUGUGUGUCCCCAGUACAGUUCGUCCUGUGCCUGCUCCUCGCACUCUCCCUCAAGUGCGCCUUCCCAGUCAGGUACGUCCUGUGCCUGCUCCUCACACUCUCCCUCAAGUGCGCCUUCCCGGUCAGGUACGUCCUGUGCCUUCUCCUCGCACUCUCCCUCAAGUGCGCCUUCCCAGUCAGGUAUGUCCUGUGCCUGCUCCUCACACUCUCCCUCAAGUGCGCCUUCCCAGUCAGGUAUGUCCUGGGCCUGCUCCUCACACCCUCCCUCAAGUGCGCCUUCCCGGUCAGGUACGUCCUGUACCUGCUCCUCGCACUCUCCCUCAAGUGCGCCUUCCCAGUCAGGUAUGCCCUGGGCCUGCUCCCCGCACUCGCCCUGAAGUGCGUGUCACCCGUCCGGUGCCACCUGUGCCGGCCCCACGCAUCAGACCUCCAGUGCGCCUCCCCAGUCCAGAGCUUCAGGCGACGGUUCCCAGUCCAGAGCUUGCGGCGACGAUUCACAGUCCAGAGCUUCCGGCGACGUUUCACAGUCUGGAACCUCCAACGAUGUUUCACGGUCCGGAACCUCCUGCAACGGUCCGGAACCUCCUGUGACGGUCCACGGUCCAGAACCUCCAGCUCCAGGGCAGGAGCCUUCCACUGCGCCGAUGUCCAGCCCAGGCACCGCGUCCAGUCCGGCUCCAUGGCAGGAGCCUUCCUCUGCGCCGAUGUCCAGUCCAGGCACGGCUUCCAGUCCCGCUCCAUGGGAGAAGCCUUCCUCUGCGCAGAUGUCCAGCCCAGGCACGGCGUCCAGUCCGGCUCCAUGGCAGGAGCCUUCCUCUGCGCCGAUGUCCAGUCCAGGCACGGCUUCCAGUCCCGCUCCAUGGGAGAAGCCUUCCUCUGCGCGGGUGCCCAGUCCAGGCACGGCGGUCAUCUCAGCUCCAUGGCCGGAGCCUUCUUCGGCUCCGGUGCCCAGUCCGGGUGCAGCGUACAACCCAGCUCCAUGGCCGGGGCCCUCAUCUGCGCCGAUGCCCAGUCCGGGCACGGCGUUCUACCCGGCUCCAUGGCCGGACCCGUGGUCUGGGCGGAAGCAAAGUCCCUCACCAGAGCCGCCACCGAUGCUGGCAAAUCCACGAGCGGAGUGGGUACUUCGCCCCGCACCGGAGCCGCCACCGACGCUAGAUGCCCACAAGGACCCUCCCCUAUAGAGCCUUUUUAUUCUCUAUUUUGGUUAGGUCGGGGUGUGACUAGGGUGGGUGAUCUAGUUCAUUUAUUUCUAUGUUGGCCUGGUAUGAUUCCCAAUCAGAGGCAGCUGUUUAUCGUUGUCUCUGAUUGGGGAUCAUAUUUAGGCAGCCAUUUUCCCACUGUGUUUUGUGGGAUCUUGUUUCUGUGUAGUUGCCUGUGAGCACUGCUUGAGCUUCACGUAUCGUCUAUUCUUCUUUGUUGUUUUUGUGAGUUUCAUUUGAUUAAACAUGUGGAACUCUACGUACGCUGCGCCUUGGUUCGUUAAUUCAUUAGACGAUCGUGACAAGUACACCUACUGUAAUCUAAACACAGUAUCAAAGCAAGUACUGUGUAAUGACACAGUAUAAUACCGUAGAAUGAUGAAUGUGUGAAUAAUUGACUGGAUGAAUGAAUGAAAUUCAUUGAGGGGAGAUGGGGUUUGUAUUUCACAGUAUUUUACUGUAAUUACAUGGAAUUGGUACAAGCAGGUUGGCUGAAAGGUCAGGUGUUUAUACAUUACAUCAAAUCAAUACAUAUUUGGUGGUUUAUAUUACUUGCACUUCUAGAGACUUUAAAGAGAUUCUGCAGUACGUUUGUAUACUUUUUAGAAUGUAAUUCUGAAAGAUGCAUUCACAAGACAAAAGUGGUCGCCGAAUAUUGCGUACUACGUCACAUAUAGUAUGGGCAGAUAUGUGCACCACGUCAUUGCUCUCUCUCUCGCUGUGCUGUGUGUGCACAUCUUGCUAGCUGUCACUCAAAUGGCAAAGGGCUGAAGCUCAUUGGCUAGGACCAGUGCUUGACAUGGGCAGGAGUACCGGCACCUCAAAUGUUCUAGUUCUUGAAUUCCUGCACCUCUUAUUAUCUCAACAGUAUUGUGGAUCUCCUGCACCUCUUAUUAUCUCAACAGUAUUGUGGAGCUCCUGCACAUCUUAUUAUCUCAACAGUAUUGUGGAUCUCCUGCACCUCUUAUUAUCUCAACAGUAUUGUGGAUCUCCUGUACCUCUUAUUAUCUCAACAGUAUUGUGGAUCUCCUGCACCUCUUAUUAUCUCAACAGUAUUGUGGAUCUCCUGCACAUCUUAUUAUCUCAACAGUAUUGUGGAUCUCCUGUACCUCUUAUUAGCUCAACAGUAUUGUGGUGCUCCUGCACCUCUUAUUAGCCCACAGUAUUGUGGAUCUCCUGCACCUCUUAUUAUCUCAACAGUAUUGUGGUGCUCCUGCACCUUUUAUUAGCUCAACAGUAUUGUGGAUCUCCUGCACCUCUUAUUAGCUCAACAGUAUUGUGGAGCUCCUGCACCUCUUAUUAUCUCAACAGUAUUGUGGAUCUCCUGUACCUCUUAUUAUCUAAACAGUAUUGUGGAGCUCCUGCACCUCUUAUUAGCUCAACAGUAUUGUGGUGCUCCUGCACCUCUUAUUAGCCCACAGUAUUGUGGAUCUCCUGCACCUCUUAUUAUCUCAACAGU